This is a messenger RNA of Acanthamoeba castellanii str. Neff, 855 nucleotides long. RefSeq names its product K+ channel tetramerization subfamily protein. The transcript is spliced from 2 exons. NCBI's taxonomy places the organism in Eukaryota, Discosea, Longamoebia, Acanthamoebidae. The coding region runs from base 1 to 855 and encodes 284 amino acids. Gene Ontology annotation, biological process: protein homooligomerization. The record is from RefSeq and is a predicted model, not a curated record.
AUGGACGGAGAGGAGGAGGUGGUGCAGCUCGACGUCGGGGGCCGCCACUUUGCCGUGCGGGUGGGGGUGCUGAGGUCGGAGUCCGACUCGGUGCUGGCCGCGAUCUUCGCCGGUGAGGGGUGGCGCCAGCUGGAGCGCGACCCCAACGGGCGCAUCGUGCUCGCCGGUCGCGACGCCGACGCGUUCGACCACCUGCUCGCCUGGCUGCGCGGCCGCGACCUGCCCCCGGCCAACCAGGCCGAGGCCCGAACCAAUCUGCGCCUGGAGGCCGAGCGCUUCGGCCUCACCCGAUUGGUCGCUGCUCUUGACACCGUCGAUGGCGUUGUACUGGAACCAGCUGAUAACUUGAAAGAAGGAGGAGGAGAAGAAGAAGUGCUGAAGGAGGCGGUGGUGAAGAAGAAGGAGGAGAAGGAAAAGAGGAUGCAUGAGCGCUACAUCACGAUGUCGGACGACCAGUUCGUGCGGCUGAUCAACAAGAGCAAGCCGCAGGUGAGCGGGGUCGACAUGCGCCGGUUCAGCCUGAGCGGAAUGGCGCUGUCCGAUGCCCGCUUCUUCAAGUGCGACUUCAACGGGGUCGACCUGCGUUGGGCCUUCCUGGGCAGCGCCAGCCUGGUCGAGUGCGACCUGCGCAACGCCGAUCUGCGUGGCACCAACCUGCGCUAUGCGGACCUGACGGGCUCGGACCUGACCGGCGCCCGGCUGUGCGAAGCGAACGUGACCGGGGCCAAUGUCGCCAGGGCCAACUUCGCCCACGCCGACCUGAACGGCGUCAUCGGGCUCAACCAAACCAAGCUCAGCUCGAGCGCCAACUGGAAGCAGGCCCUCAACCUCCCCCAGGACUUCCUCACUCCCUAG